AUGGGAAUAAUUACUGGCCCAAACUCAAGCUACGCAUACCGAAAUGACUUUAUAAGAGUUCGAAACGCCUACCAUGCAAAUACGCCUGAUCAAAAUAUCUCCGCAACACUCAGCUAUUGUAUAGAAUUAUGUUGGGGUUCGCAAGAAUGUAAGUCCUUUGCAUACAACAAUGACGCAAGUAGAUGCCUGAUAUAUAGUGUGACGUCAGAAGAAAAACUCCUAUUGUAUCAUGCCAAUACUCAUUACUAUCAAAAGAAGAAGAACUACAACAAUAUCGGAACUUGCCCACUGAAUAUCGUUUAUAGGGCUACUUCUGAACAUGAUUAUAUUGUCUCAAAAAGUGAGUUAUCACUUCCUGAAUGCUUGUCAGCAUGUUACGAUAAUUCCUCAUGUAAUAUUAUCAACUACAGCAUGAAAAAUCAGCACUGUGCCAUAUGUCAUACUAAUUCUCUUGACAAAUCUGCAAUAUUUACUGAAUAUCGAUGGCAAGUCAUAUACGUUAACAGAACUCGUCUCCUGUCUGUUCCGAAGCAUCAGCUAAUGAGCUUAUACACCAUGGGAUGCAACCCAUGAGUGCUAUAUAAAUUAUACUUCCCAAAAAAUCACAGAGACAACUCCUCGUCAAGGUCCGCUGACUAUACUCUGCAAUGGAAUCAAUAUGACUUUAUCAGAGCUCUUUAUACAUAUACUGGCACAUCUAAAAUUCAAUGCGCAGCAAAAUGUCUUUCCCAAACAGAUUGUGCCGCAUUUUAUUAUUCCAGUAACUAUUGUUCCCUACAGGCUUACUUGUGAGGCUUCAGAGAAAUUUUGACUUUAGCAGGAUGUGUUAAAAAGAAUGUAAAUUGACACUUCCCUUGGAACACUACGUUUUAGAAUUUAUCAGUAUGUGUGACAUUGUCAUGGUUGUAUUGAAUAUAUCACGUCCAAUUAAUUUGUAUUGUUUUUAAAUUAAGAAUAACACCACCACUUUAGUGUCAAGUUGCCAAUAUCAUACUUUACUUUUUCUGUUACUAACUAUAUACCUGUUGUGAACAUUCUCAUUCUUCUGCACCAGCUCGUCCUUGGGAUUCAUUCCAAGGAUGAAGCAGUUUUCUUUCUUCAAUUUUUGGGGAAAACCUCGAAUUCACAAAGAGACACUUUCUUAAAUAACUUAAUAUUCAUUGAGAAAUUUGUUAUCUCUCUGCAAUAACUUUAUAACUCGUGUUCAUUCAACUAUAGAGUUUAUUUUCUAUUAAUAUAU
This is a messenger RNA of Octopus sinensis (East Asian common octopus), 1240 nucleotides long. RefSeq lists its product as uncharacterized. Bases 1 to 573 code for a protein of 190 amino acids. NCBI's taxonomy places the organism in Eukaryota, Metazoa, Mollusca, Cephalopoda, Octopoda, Octopodidae. The record is from RefSeq and is a predicted model, not a curated record. The transcript has 5 exons.